AGCAGUCAUUGUCAUUCAGUGGAAUACAGAUGGAGCAUUGCUAGGCCCAGGCGUAUUCCUGUAAUCAAUCUUGUUCGUGUUCUUGUUGUUGUCACUGUUGAGGUUGUGUUGUUGAAUGUUUGUUAACGGUUUUAUGCUUAUUUCAAAAGGUAAACUGAUAAAUUUUGUGUAAAUAUACUACAGAGGUUACUAUAAGAAUCUUUGGAUAGUCAAAUGUCUUUUAUUAUGUCUGGGUUAAAUCAUCUUUCAUUCCUUCCACGUAUAUUGAUGGGACCUUCACCAGCAAAGCAGGGGUCAGAGAAGUCACCAGGAAGUGUAGAUGGAGUCUAUUAUGGGGUUUUUUUACCUCCUGAUGUUCCGCCCUCCGUUGAAGAUAAUGAGGGCACUGUGGUCUUUACGGACAAGUCGGAGGCUCUGAAGCUUGUGAAAAAGUACAAGAAGGCCCGGUUCAAAGCGUUCAGAACGAUGACUGAUGCCAUGCAGUUUGCGAUGUUGGGGCCGGAGAGCGUGAGCUCGUGCCCCACCUCGCCAGCCGAUGUGGGGGAGAAGCCCAGCCCUUUCCGUGGCCCCAAACCACAAGACAUGGUGAGGUUCCGUAAGGCAAUCGAGGCUGGUGAUCUGGACUUCGUCAAGAAAACAGUUUGGGAGAAUCCCCGCUACCUGGUCAGCAGCGGGGACACCCCUGCCAUUAUGCAGGAAGGGUCUCGCUACAAUGCCCUGCACAUCGGAGCCAAGGCAUGUGACGCAGCGAUGUGUGCCUACAUCCUACAGACUGUGGGAAGUGAACAGUUCAUGCUCCAUUUCUACGGUGACACAACCGACACACAACAGCGAUGUGCAGUGUUACUCGACCUCUAUCUCAACACUCCGGACAAGGCUCUCAAUGAGACCCCACUCCACUUUGCUGCAAAGUUCGGUGCUGCGAAGGUUGUCCAAGUACUUGUCGCCUACCCCCAGUGUGACAGGGCAGCCACCAACAAAUUUCACCAGACUGCCAAAGAUGUGAUAUGUAGCAGAGUGACUGGUGCCGAUUCUGGAUUGAAAGAGGAAAUCUCUGCAAUGUUAGAUGAACAGUUCUAUGUGCCUGUACUGCGAUCUCCUGAUAAUUCCGUACAGCCAGUUGUAGGAAAGCCUUUUUCCCCAUGUAGCCCUUUAGAGGAGCAGUGUAGAGAUGUGAUCAGUCCUGUGAUGGAAGUCCAGGCGCUGGCAGGCCCCAUGCCACGUCAGACCGCAGAAUUGUUCCGUAGGCGUUGGAAGACACCUCCUCGAGUACCUCUAGCUCAACGCAGGCCUCCUCUCUUAGACCAAGACAAGGGCUGGGAGAAGGUUGGCCGGGAGCUGGCCCAGGAGUGGAAAGUGGCAUGGAAGGAGUACUGGCCAUUCCUUGACACUUACAUUGAUCUCAACUCACCAGAAGGCCUUCAACUGCUGGAAGAUUACCUUCGCAAGCGUUUUAAGAGUGCAAGUGAAGGAAAUGACCCCAGCCCGUCACCUAGUAACAAGUCAACAUCCCUGUCAACGGCUCCUAUGAACGGGGUGACACCAGAGAGUCCCAUGGCGGAACUGUGCAGUGCCUUGAGAGCAUGUAGACUGAGUAGUGGCGGGGGCAAGCCCCCCUCACGUCACCCACCGCCUUCUCGCCAACCAGCCCACCACAACGGUGAUGUCAGACACACCGAAGAUACUAUCCCAUCUCACGUUACCAGUCCCCAUCUGUACAUGGAGAAGUCUUGUCAGGUGUUUGCCAAAAGGAUAGCAGAUGGUUUUCAGCUGGGGGAUGGAGAUGCAGAGUUCCUAUGGGCAGAAAUGAAGCAUUUAAAUGUGCUGGUGUCAUCGUGUAAGAGUGACAACCGGUUUUCUCAACUAGACUUUCACCGGUUACACUCAAGGUUGGGCCAAGCAGUAGCAGCCAGGAUGGACCCCUCAGAUGUAUCCUGGGUUACUCACUCCCUGAACUCCAUCAUCAGUAGGAAAACUGAGGAUUGUUACUCGUCAGAGGAAGAGGAGGAGGUUGGGGACUCACCAUACUGGCGGCGUCCUAGGCUGGAUCGUCGUGGUCGCCAGUACCUGCACGGCACCGUGAUCUGUGUGGCCCGCAGUAUACUGACGGCACUGGAGACUGGAGUGCAGCAACCACAGCCUCCCCUCACCUGCGAGCAGACGUGUGCAGACGUGUGGGCGCUCGCUGACUCUUGCUCUUGCACAUUCCCCACCAACAGGCACUCUCGCAGGAAACUUGCGCACAAGAAACUUAAAUUCGAGGAUGAUGAGUUUUAUGAAGUUGGCCCUUGUAAAGUGACGGAGGAGAGGCCAGGUGUUGCUCCAGCUGACAGCUCAGGGGAGGAGUCUGACACUUCAGACACCAGUGAAUGUGAGUUCUUUACUCCCCCCUCGUCCCCCGGAGUACGCUCAGAUGAUGACCAAGCUAUGGAGAGUCCAGAUGAGGGACCGGAUGUUUACAUCAGCGGCAACACACCGAGCAAGCUGGACAUGUCUGUGAUGGAGGCUAUCCGAGGCAGCGAGCUAAACAAGGCCAAGUUCCCGAACAUUUGCCGCUGGCGACAUCUCGUCCUGUUACAUUCGGACCAGGAGAGACAGAGCUGGAUGAGUCCAAAGCACAAAUCUACCCUCGCAGAUUCUUCACCCAUGUGGCAUCGAUCUCCUAGCCUUAACUCUGACUGACAUUGUUGGGGUCAUCCUUAUUAUUGUUGGCUAAUUUAUCUAUAAACUGAAUAUAUUUUUGAUUUGUUUGGUUUUCAUACUUUUA
Molecule: messenger RNA, 2767 nt
Organism: Homalodisca vitripennis (glassy-winged sharpshooter)
Lineage: Eukaryota; Metazoa; Arthropoda; Insecta; Hemiptera; Cicadellidae
Gene: Ankle2
Product: ankyrin repeat and LEM domain-containing protein 2
Exons: 14
Coding region: 214-2682 (822 amino acids)
Biological process (GO): negative regulation of phosphorylation
Cellular component (GO): endoplasmic reticulum
Molecular function (GO): protein phosphatase 2A binding
Source: RefSeq, a predicted model, not a curated record